AUGCCGAUAGCCGAUCGUCUCUUAUUACUUGAUAACCCUCGGGUCGGCUUCUAUGAUGCCCACUUGAAUGCGUGGAUAAUGCUCUUCGCGGCGGCAAUCGCAGUGGCCACGGUUUACCUAUAUAUCGCUGCAGCGCUCAGCGGUUUCCUGAUAUUUCGCUUCCUGCGUCAACAUACGGAGAUCAGCAUCAAGACCCGGAAAAUGCAUCAACGGGCGGUGCUCUCGGUGGCUAUUGCUGUGAGUCUUACGGUGACCGCCAAAGAAGUGGUUUCAGCAAACCACGUUGGCAAUCUGGCUGACACCUGGGCUGAUACUGCUGAUUUUGGCUGGCUUUGGGAUCCCUGCAUGGCUACCGGAAGG
Messenger RNA from Mesorhabditis spiculigera, 360 nucleotides. The record is from the annotation of a GenBank genome assembly. Lineage: Eukaryota; Metazoa; Nematoda; Chromadorea; Rhabditida; Rhabditidae.